Messenger RNA from Saccharomyces eubayanus, 159 nucleotides. It is a transcript of the gene MCO6, whose product is annotated as Mco6p. Bases 1 to 159 code for a protein of 52 amino acids. The record is from RefSeq and is a predicted model, not a curated record. Gene Ontology annotation, biological process: outer mitochondrial membrane organization. The transcript has a single exon. Lineage: Eukaryota; Fungi; Ascomycota; Saccharomycetes; Saccharomycetales; Saccharomycetaceae.
AUGAUAUUUUUCUUCAACCAGGUCCGCUCGAUCUUUACAGCUUUGCACACACCCACUCAACAAAUCAAGUUGUCAAGAAGGGCCUUUUUCCAAUUCUUGGGCUACUUGGGCAGUUGCGUUGUGAUUUCAUUAGCAGCUCAAUCGAAGUACGUUGAGUGA